Phalacrocorax carbo (great cormorant) is the source of this 624-nucleotide messenger RNA. The record is from RefSeq and is a predicted model, not a curated record. Lineage: Eukaryota; Metazoa; Chordata; Aves; Suliformes; Phalacrocoracidae.
AUGUCGACAGUAACAACAAUUGACUUGGUGUUGCCUGAGAUUGAGGUGCAUUUGGCAAGCUCCAGCAUAGAUGGCCAACUGGUUCUGAACCUCAGGAGUACCCUGGUGGACCCUGUUGUGAAUGUGGAGGUCAUGCGAAGAGGCCUCCUGAGGUGGCUUGAGGAGGAUAGUCCUGAACUGGACUGCGACAAGAGUGAGGCUUGCACCAGCCAGGCUGUCUAUGUCUCCAAAGCUAAGAAUUUCCAAAUAGAGGAUGGCAGGCUGGAUUCUGGGGUCCACAUCUUUGACUUCCACUUCAGCUUUCUUCCAAGUAUUCCCACCACAUUCACCAGCAAAACCAGCUAUGCUCAGGAGGACUGUGAUAAUUCAGCCAUGUCACAUUCGGUGCAGCGAGGAAGGCUGUCCUCUGGGUUAAUGACCACACUGGUGGUGGAAGGUAGGAAGGAUGUAACUUAUUUCUGCUGCUUCAAUCAUGGCUCUGUGAUCCUUUGGAUUUCCCUGGAGAAAAACAUAUUUUGCCCUGGUGACACCAUUGUCUUCAUGACAGAUAUUGCAAACAGGGCAUGGAACUAUGUUAGAAAGAUAAUUUUUGCUGCACACUGCAUUGCGUGUAUAGUGGCAUGA